Molecule: messenger RNA, 9657 nt
Organism: Anolis carolinensis (green anole)
Lineage: Eukaryota; Metazoa; Chordata; Lepidosauria; Squamata; Anolidae
Product: zinc finger protein 629-like
Exons: 11
Coding region: 197-3832 (1211 amino acids)
Biological process (GO): regulation of DNA-templated transcription
Source: RefSeq, a predicted model, not a curated record
CAGCAGGACUUCCGCUUCCCGUCACGUGACUGAAGCCCCGCCAGUCCUCUUCCUCAGAGUCGUCCAGUCAGAGCGGGCUUCGCGAGGAAGAAGGCCCCACCAGUUCUCCCAGUCCUCUCACUCUGAAUGUCAUCUGAGAGAAGAGGUGGAUGUAUCUUCAUCCAGACUGAAGGCAGCCUAGAAGCGCAGAACCAAGAUGGAAGGGCAAGAGCCAGCUGCCUCCCAGUUAGAAGUAUGUUUUUCUACUAUUGAGGAAGAGAACAAUAAAGCAUUCUGGGAGGACUCUUGGAAGAAAGACCGGGAGAGCAGUCCGCUCCAUCCAGUCCUUCAGGGCCAGCACGUCCAGCAUUUCCGCUAUGAGGAGGCCUUGGGGCCCCGGGAGGUUUGCAGCCGCCUCCACUCUCUCUGCCGCCUGUGGCUGAAGCCAGAGCGACACUCCAAGGCGGAGAUGCUGGACCUGGUGCUCCUGGAGCAGUUCCUGGCCGUCCUUCCUGCGGAGAUGGAGCACUGGGUGAGGGAAUGUGGGGCAGAGACCAGUUCCCAGGCCAUGGCUUUGGCUGAAGGAUUCCUCCUGAGUCGGGCAGAGGAGAGGAAGCAGGAGAAGCCCCAGGUGCAGGACUCUUGUACAGAUGGGAUCAACCAGGUGGAGGAGUCUCCUUCAGACACCAUGUGCGUUGCCCAGAUUGGAGAAGGCAAAUCUAUCACAGUUGGCAGUGAAACAUCGCCAAGUGAUAGUAGCACAACUAUUCACGAUUCUUUCCUAAGAAGAGAUUCUGCGGAACCAGAUCAGGUGACUUUUGAAGAUGUGUCUGUGGAUUUCUCAGAGGAGGAGUGGGCCCUCUUGGAUCCGAGCCAAAAAGCCUUGCACCAGCAAAUCAUGGAGGAGAAUCUGGGGAUUGUGUCAUCUCUGGGAGAAAGGCCAUUGAAAUGGUUGCAGUGUAAAAAGAGCUUCAAUCAAAAGAAACGCCUUAUUCAUCAGGCAACUCACAAAAGAGAAAGGCUGUGCAAAUGCUUGCAAUGUGGAAAGAGCUUCAGUCACAAGAAUGUCCUUAUUAUUCAUCAGGCAACUCACACAGGGGAGAAGCCAUUUAAAUGCUUGCAGUGUGGAAAGAGUUUCAGUCGCAAGCACGACCUUAUUAGUCAUCAAACAACUCACACAGUAGAGAAGCCAUUUGAAUGCCUGCAGUGUGAAAAGAGCUUCAGUCUAAAGGGAAGCCUUAUUCGUCAUCAGGCCACUCACACAGGAGAGAAACCAUUCAAAUGCUUGCAGUGUGAAAAGAGCUUCAGUCGGAAAUCAUACCUUAUUCGUCAUAAGGCAUCUCACACAGGAGAGAAACCAUUUAAAUGCUUGCAGUGUAAAAAGGGCUUCAGUCAAAAGCAGCACCUUAUUACUCAUCAGGCAACUCACACAGGAGAGAAGCCAUUUCAAUGCUUUCAGUGUGAAAAGAGCUUCAGUCUAAAGGGAAACCUUAUUAGUCAUCAGGAAAUUCACAAAGGAGUGAAGCCAUUUCAAUGCUUGCAGUGUAAAAAGUGCUUUAGGCGCAAGAACAUUCUUAUUAGUCAUCAGGCAACUCACACAGGAGAGAAGCCAUUUCAAUGCUUUAAGUGUGAAAAGAGCUUCAGUCUAAAGGGAAACCUUAUUCGUCAUCAGGCCACUCACACAGGAGAGAAGCCAUUUAAAUGCUUGCAGUGUGGAAAGAGCUUCAGUCGAAACUCACACCUUGUUUGCCAUCAGGCAACUCACACAGGAGACAAGCCCUUUCAAUGUUUGCAGUGUGAAAAUUGCUUCAGUCAAAAAAGCAGUCUUAUACGUCACCAGGCAACUCACACAGGAGUGAAACCAUUUCAGUGCUUGCAGUGUGAAAAGAGCUUCAGUCAAAAGAGCAACCUUAUUAUUCAUCAGAAAACUCACACGGGAGAGAAGGCAUUUAAAUGCUUGCAGUGUGGAAAGAGCUUCAGUCGAAACUCACACCUUGUUUGCCAUCAGGCAACUCACAAGGGAGAGAAGCGCAGAACCAAGAUGGAAGGGCAAGAGCCAGCUGCCUCCCAGUUAGAAGUAUGUUUUUCUACUAUUGAGGAAGAGAACAAUAAAGCAUUCUGGGAGGACUCUUGGAAGAAAGACCGGGAGAGCAGUCCGCUCCAUCCAGUCCUUCAGGGCCAGCACGUCCAGCAUUUCCGCUAUGAGGAGGCCUUGGGGCCCCGGGAGGUUUGCAGCCGCCUCCACUCUCUCUGCCGCCUGUGGCUGAAGCCAGAGCCACACUCCAAGGCGGAGAUGCUGGACCUGGUGCUCCUGGAGCAGUUCCUGGCCGUCCUUCCUGCGGAGAUGGAGCACUGGGUGAGGGAAUGUGGGGCAGAGACCAGUUCCCAGGCCAUGGCUUUGGCUGAAGGAUUCCUCCUGAGUCGGGCAGAGGAGAGGAAGCAGGAGAAGCCCCAGGUGCAGGACUCUUGUACAGAUGGGAUCAACCAGGUGGAGGAGUCUCCUUCAGACACCAUGUGCGUUGCCCAGAUUGGAGAAGGCAAAUCUAUCACAGUUGGCAGUGAAACAUCGCCAAGUGAUAGUAGCACAACUAUUCACGAUUCUUUCCUAAGAAGAGAUUCUGCGGAACCAGAUCAGGUGACUUUUGAAGAUGUGUCUGUGGAUUUCUCAGAGGAGGAGUGGGCCCUCUUGGAUCCGAGCCAAAAAGCCUUGCACCAGCAAAUCAUGGAGGAGAAUCUGGGGAUUGUGUCAUCUCUGGGAGAAAGGCCAUUGAAAUGGUUGCAGUGUAAAAAGAGCUUCAAUCAAAAGAAACGCCUUAUUCAUCAGGCAACUCACAAAAGAGAAAGGCUGUGCAAAUGCUUGCAAUGUGGAAAGAGCUUCAGUCACAAGAAUGUCCUUAUUAUUCAUCAGGCAACUCACACAGGGGAGAAGCCAUUUAAAUGCUUGCAGUGUGGAAAGAGUUUCAGUCGCAAGCACGACCUUAUUAGUCAUCAAACAACUCACACAGUAGAGAAGCCAUUUGAAUGCCUGCAGUGUGAAAAGAGCUUCAGUCUAAAGGGAAGCCUUAUUCGUCAUCAGGCCACUCACACAGGAGAGAAACCAUUCAAAUGCUUGCAGUGUGAAAAGAGCUUCAGUCGGAAAUCAUACCUUAUUCGUCAUAAGGCAUCUCACACAGGAGAGAAACCAUUUAAAUGCUUGCAGUGUAAAAAGGGCUUCAGUCAAAAGCAGCACCUUAUUACUCAUCAGGCAACUCACACAGGAGAGAAGCCAUUUCAAUGCUUUCAGUGUGAAAAGAGCUUCAGUCUAAAGGGAAACCUUAUUAGUCAUCAGGAAAUUCACAAAGGAGUGAAGCCAUUUCAAUGCUUGCAGUGUAAAAAGUGCUUUAGGCGCAAGAACAUUCUUAUUAGUCAUCAGGCAACUCACACAGGAGAGAAGCCAUUUCAAUGCUUUAAGUGUGAAAAGAGCUUCAGUCUAAAGGGAAACCUUAUUCGUCAUCAGGCCACUCACACAGGAGAGAAGCCAUUUAAAUGCUUGCAGUGUGGAAAGAGCUUCAGUCGAAACUCACACCUUGUUUGCCAUCAGGCAACUCACACAGGAGACAAGCCCUUUCAAUGUUUGCAGUGUGAAAAUUGCUUCAGUCAAAAAAGCAGUCUUAUACGUCACCAGGCAACUCACACAGGAGUGAAACCAUUUCAGUGCUUGCAGUGUGAAAAGAGCUUCAGUCAAAAGAGCAACCUUAUUAUUCAUCAGAAAACUCACACGGGAGAGAAGGCAUUUAAAUGCUUGCAGUGUGGAAAGAGCUUCAGUCGAAACUCACACCUUGUUUGCCAUCAGGCAACUCACAAGGGAGAGUAACCAUUUAAAUGCUUGCAAUGUGAAAAGGCCUUCAGUCACAAGCACACCCUUAUUGGUCAUCAAGCAACUCACACAGGAGUAAAGCCUGUUAAAGGAUAUCAGUGUGAAAAGAGCUUCAGUCACAAGCACGUCCUUAUUAGUCAUCAGGCAACUCACACAGGAGAGGAGCCAUUUAAAUGCUCAGUGUGAAAAGAGCUUCAGUCGGAAAUCACACCUUGUUUGUCAUUAAGCAACUCAAGGCAGAGGAAAACUAUCUGUUUUCCAUCUGUCGGGGGUGCUUUGAAUGCGAUUUCUUGCUUCUUGGCAGGGGUUUGGACUGGACAGCCCAUGAGGUCUCUUUCAACUCUACUAUUCUACUAGAGUGUGUAAAGAUCUGCAGUUGAAACACAAGCCUUCUUUUUUAAUUGUCAACCUAUACGGAAGAAAUGGGGUAAAGGGAAGAUCAUUUGUUUUACAUCAGAGUGGGCAUGAAUCUUUGUUAUAGAAACACUAAGUUAAAAAGCAAUGGCUUUUGGGGAAAAUAAUAAUCUGACCAAUAUCUCAUUAAGCAUAACUAAUAUUUUGAGAGCUAAAGGAAGGAUAUUUCAAGUUUUCUUUUAGCCAUUCAUGAACAUUGGUUACUGCAAAUAUUUCCUGUCAUGUAUAUUCAGGGUUACUUUUGGACUUUACCUGGACAUUGCAACACAAUACUUCCAUUCAGGUGGGGAAAUCACCUCUCCCUAUCCUUGGGGAAGAACCAGUUUCACCACCCUGCGCCUUUGAUGAACAGGACUUCUCGCAUCAGAAGGAAUCUGCAUGACUACAGCCAAACCCCAACCUCUGUCAUUUUGCAUAAUUGUAUUAAUAUAUUAUGUUUUGUUUCUCUGGGGCCUGGAAUCACCAGCCCAGCCCUAUUAAUGGGCCAUGUCAUGUACAUCUAAUAAGACAAUAGCAUUCCUGGGUAGGGCCAGAAAAUGCCCUCAAUCACUUUGUUAUUUUUCCUGUUCAGUAAAAGGAGCCCCAUUCAUCAAUGCUUAAUCAUCCAUUGUCCCAGCCCAUGCUGGCCAGUGAGCCAAGCCCCUCUCUGUGACUGGUCAGAAUUCAAGGCUUGGCUGCAGGCUAUGUAUAAAAAGGGCUCUGAAACUGUAUUCUGUAUGCUAUCUACUUUAUGAAUGUAUCACUAGCUAACAUCUUACCUGCAGAUAAUAACAUUUUCCUUGGCUGAAAAUCACCUUCUCUCCUUGCUUGCUGGCUAAUUUCAGUUGGGCCUAAUCUAUUUGCUCACCAAAGCAGGGACUCACUCAAAAUGGGCAGCUCAGGCGGAUCACUUGCCUGGGUUUCUGCCAACAGGCUUCUCCCUGGUCUCCCUGCCAGGGGUUGCCUCCUAAAAUGGGGCCAACAAGUAUCUUAGGCGAUCCCUCGUAGCUCGAGGACGAUUGUCUUCCAUCCUUGGUGUCUUGGGGGUGGGUUCUUAAGUGGCUGAAGAGACCUAUUCUUGACCCGCAUAUUCUCCCGCAGUGAGAACAUCGGUUUCCAGGUGGAAGGCGGUCCCGGUCGGGGUUAGCUUGACGCUCCUUCCUCUUGGCAUGUUUCUCCCUUAAGCCCUCUGUUCAUGCCUCUUCGAACUCCGCAGCACUGCUGGUCACAGCUGACCUCCAAUUAGAGCGCUCAAGGGCCAGGGCUUCCCAGUUCUCAGUGUCUAUGCCACAGUUUUUAAGGUUGGCUUUGAGCCCAUCUUUAAAUCUCUUUUCCUGCCCACCAACAUUCCGUUUCCUGUUCUUGAGUUCGGAGUAGAGUAGCUGCUUUGGGAGACGGUGAUCGGGCAUUCGGACAACGUGGCCAGUCCAGCGGAGUUGAUGGCGUAGGAGCAUCGCUUCAAUGCUGGUGGUCUUUGCUUCUUCCAGCACGCUGACAUUUGUCCGCCUGUCUUCCCAAGAGAUUUGCAGGAUUUUCCCGAGGCAACGCUGAUGGAAACGCUCCAGGAGUUUGUUGUGACAUCUGUAGACAGUCCACGUUUCGCAGGCGUAGAGCAGGGUUGGGAGUACAAUGGCUUUGUAAACAAGCACCUUGGUCUCUCUACGGAUGUCCCGGUCAUCAAACACUCUCUGCUACCUACGGAAAAAUGCUGCACUCGCAGAGCUCAGGCGGUGUUGUAUUUCAGUGUCAAUGUUGACUUUUGUGGAGAGGUGGCUGCCAAGGUAGCGGAAAUGGUCAACAUUAUCUAAUGUGACACCGUUAAGCUGUAAUCCUGGCAUUGCAGAGGGAUUAGCUGGUGCCUGUUGGAAGAGCACUUUGGUUUUCUCGAUGUUCAGUGAGAGGCCGAGCUUCUCGUAUGCUUCUGCAAAGGUGUUUAGAGUGGCUUGUAGGUCUCCUUUUGAAUUCGCACAGACUACGUUGUCAUCGGCAUAUUGGAGUUCUAUAACAGAUGUUGUGGUGACCUUGGUUUUGGCUUUCAGUCUGCUGAGGUUAAAUAGCUUGCCAUCUGUCCGAUAGAUGAUUUCCACACCGGUGGGAAGCUUCCCAUCAACAAGGUGAAGUAUCAUAGCGAUGAAGAUGGAGAAUAAGGUAGGGGCAAUAACACAUCCCUGCUUGACACCUGAUUCCACCUUAAAUGGGUCACUUUGGGAGCCGUUGCUGUCCAAGACUGUUGCCAUCAUGUCAUCAUGGAGGAGCCGCAGGAUGUUCACAAAUUUGUCAGGGCACCCGAAUUUUUGGAGGAUGGUCCAGAGAGCGCUGCGAUUCACUGUGUCGAAUGCCUUUGCAAGGUCAAUGAAUGCCAUGUACAAAGGUUUGUUUUGUUCCCUGCAUUUUUCUUGGAGCUGUCGAGCAGUGAAGAUCAUGUCCACUGUUCCUCUGGAGGGGCGGAAGCCAUUCUGGGAUUCUGGGAGGGUGUCUUCUGAGACAGGGAGAAGGCGGUUUGCAAGGAUUCUUGCAAGGAUUUUCCCGGCGGAGGUUAGAAGGGAGAUACCACGAUAGUUCCUGCAGUCUGUUCUGUCCCCUUUCUUGAAAAGGGUGAUGAUGGUGGCAUCCUUGAAGUCUGCUGGGAUUUUCUCAGUCAUCCACACUUUUUCAAUGAGCUGGUGGAGUUGUUGUAUCAGCUCGGGUCCACCCUCUUUGAAGAUUUCAGCAGGAAUCCCAUCAGGUCCGCUGGCUUUGUUGUUUUUUUGUUGGCUGAUGGCAUUGCUGACUUCUUCCAAACUAGGCAGUGCUGCAAGCUCAUCCCUGGUUUGUUUUUGCGGGAUUCAUGAGAGGGUCUCUUCGGCCACAUUGGAGCUGCGAUUCAGCAGGUUCUGGUAGUGCUCUUUCCAACGUAGUGCAAUUGAUGUUUUGUCCUUCAGAAUUUUGGUUCCAUCUGAUGAGCGUAGGGGCUGUAUGCCAUGGUUUCUUGGUCCAUAAAUGAUAUUUGUGGCUUUGAAAAAUCUCUGAGCGUCAUGGGUAUCUGCAAGGUGUUGGAUUUCUUCAGCCUUCUUUGUCCACCAGAUGUUCUUGAGUUCUCUGGUCCUUCUUUGGACCUCAGCUUUUGCACUGGCAUAGAUCUUUUUCUUGGCAGCACAGUUGGUGUCUCUCUGCCAUGUUUGGAAGGCUUUCCUUUUGUUAUCAAUUAGCUGUUGGAUCUCUGUCGUUAUCAUCAAACCAGUCUUGAUGUUUCUUAGUUUGGUAUCCAAUGGUUUCUUCGCAGGCUGUGAUGAUGGAGGUCUUCAGUUUGUUCCAAUGUUCCUCAACAUUUUCGGGGUGUUCUGUGGGUAGAUGAUCUUUGAGUGUUGUUUGGAGAAGGGCUCGUUUGGAGGGCUCCUGAAGGGCUUGGGUGUUCAUUUUGCGCCUUGUUUUUCUUCCUUGGAGUCUACGUUUGGGGACGAUCUUGAUAGCCAUCGUGGAUCGGAUUAACCUGUGGUCUGUCCAGCAGUCAUCAGCACCUGUCAUGGCUCUUGUGAGAAGCACAUCGCGGCGGUCUCUGGCACGUGUGAUAACAUAGUCCAAGAGGUUCCAAUGCUUUGACCGGGGGUGCUUCCAUGAUGUCCUGAGCUUGUUUUUCUGGCGGAAGAGCGUGUUGGUGAUGACAAGGUUGUGCUCUCCGCAUUUGGUGAGAAGCAAGAUGCCAUUCGAGUUGCUGUUUCCGACCCCGUCUUUUCCUAUUAUCCCUGGCCACAGGUCAGAGUCCCUUCCGACUCUUGCAUUAAAGUCCCCCAGGAGGAUGAUUUUGUCCUCCUUAGGUAUCUCCGAUAGGAUGGUGUCCAGCUGACAGUAAAAAUUUUCUUGAUGUCUUCAUCAGCAUCUAGAGUUGGUGCAUAGGCGCAUAUGAUGGUUGCCUGUUGGUUUUUGGCAAGGUUAAUUCGGAGGGUUGAGAGUCGUUCGUUGAUGCCAGUGGGUGCUUCAGUCAGGUGCUUCACCAGGUCGUUUCUUCGCUCUUCUUCAGGCAGUCCCUUCCAGAAGAAGGUGUAGCCUCCCUUUUCUUCCUUCAGCUGUCCCUCUCCUGCUCUCCGGAUCUCCUGAAGGGCUGCUAUGUCGAUCUUAAAGCGUCCCAGCUCCCUUGCAAUGAUAGCAGUCCUGCGUUUGGGCGUUCGCUGUCAGUGUUAUCUAACAAUGUCCGUACGUUCCAUGUUCCAAAGUUCAUUUUUCUUUUUUGGCCGCAGAGUGGUGACCCCUCUGGACGCGGCAGUCCAGUCAGGGUAGGAGAGGCAGACUAUGUUUAGGGCACCUUUUCUAGCCCCUUCCCCGUGUGGGGUGAGCAGAGCGGAUCCUAAAAAGGGCUGCUCAGUCAUGGAUACAGCUGCCGGACUACUCAACUGCCUCGGUCCUUGAGGUAGAACGACUGAGUCCAUAUCCACUGCCCAUGUGCCAGUCUGUGACUAGGGGCUUCCAGAUUUCACAGUCCUGCCCCCGUCGCCACUCGCUGAUCGCCAUGGGGCUUUUGUAGGUUUGUUUUUAUUUUUGUUGGAAGACGCCUGUGUGUGAUUUUUUUUAAUGUGUGGAGGUCGGUGCACAGCCGGUCAACACACAGUCUUCACAGAGUGAGGUUCUGUGAUGACUCAUGGGCCUUGUAGUCCUGUUCCUAGUACUAUUGUGGCAGACGAAGAGGAAAACAUGGGAUUUUUGCCGGUUCAGCAAGAGCCGGAGCCUCUUCACCUGCAGGAUGUUGACGUUUGCCCUCAAGAAUUCAGUCAAACAGGCCUUGGGCAGAGCUCCCCCCCCCCCCCCCGUUUUCCAGGAGGGAAAAUUAUACUAAAGAUAGGGGAGUCAGGGAGGCUAAUCGCAGAAGCCUGAGAAUCGCUGCCAAACAAAUGGCUGAUUAGGUCUGCUUUCCUUGGGAAAUUCUAAGGAGUCAUGCAUCUGGACAGAGUUGGGUUUUGCUUCUCGUUCUCUAGGGAAAGAGUUCUGUUGGCGGGAAAACGAGACCCAAUAUAGGUGUUUGGCGCAACGAAUACUUUGCGGAGUCAAUUGAUCAGCUUGAGGAGAGAGAUCGUGUGUGGACUUCGUAAUCCCAGUUCCUUGCUUCCCGGAUCAAGCUUCAAGCCUUUGCCUUGUCUCACGGUUUUGCCACGGACUUUGUUUCAUGCUUCAUGUUUGCCUCGUUUUAAGUCUCGGAUCAAGUCAAGAAUCAAGUUUAUUUCCAGCCUUGUUGUCAAGCUUCAUUGGACUUUAAAGACUCUGUUAUUUCCCCACACUAUUGCUUGGCAAAGUGUGUGUUUCGGUCAAGUGGAUUAAAACUUUGAACUCUAAUAUCUUAUAUUGGACAAUACAUUUCUGGACUAUAUUUGACCUCAUCUGAAAGGUCUGCUUCUGAACUUUAUUCUUCACUUGUUUUUAUUGAUUUUAUAUAUUUCUUUAAUAAAGAUAUUAGAUAGAGA